UGAACAACAACAAUCAAGCUUCCGGUUGUUCCCCAUUCUUACUAGAGAGUUCACUAGCAUGUUCUUGUGAGCGUAAAAUCAACAAGUUUAUGUAUAAUAGAUUUACGUGUACGCUAGGUACAUUUUAUUAUUUUGUUUGUCGUGGAAUAAGAGCACCGAAAGAGCUAUUACUGACUUUGAUACACCGCUUUAUUUGACCAUUACACUGCGGACAACUUCCAAUACGGGUUAUUAUGAGCGAAGGAGAGGUUUUCCAUGAGAAGCAGCGACUGGAGUUGUGCGCCAUUCAUGCUCUAAACAACGUUCUGCAAGAACAAGUGUUCACCAAGGAGACGGCAGAUGACAUCUGCAAGCGGCUAGCUCCACAAUGUGUGGUGAACCCUCACCGCUCGAUGCUGGGCACAGGCAACUAUGACGUCAACGUCAUCAUGGCUGCCCUACAGAGCAGAGAGUUGGCUGCAGUAUGGUGGGACAAACGCAGAACAGUACAGAGUCUCUGUGUUGACAAGGUCCAGGGGUUCAUCCUGAACGUUCCGUCACGUGUCUCUCUCGGAAUUGUGUCCCUCCCCGUCAAGCGGCGGCACUGGCUUGCAGUGCGCCAGGUUAAUGGACACUACUACAACCUCGACUCCAAACUAAAGAGUCCUGUCUGCAUCGGGAACGAAGCAGGUCUCCGUACAUUUCUCAGUGAAGUUCUGUCUCCGGACGUGGCAGAGAUGCUCCUGGUUGUGAGGAGGGACGUGGAGGAGUACGGAACAUGGCUGAACUCUGAUGACCUUAGGAAGUGAUUCCUCUGGCCUGGGCAUUCCUUCAUUCAUUCAGCAUGGGACUCAAAACUCCUGCUCUACUCUGGAAAAACAAAUAACAUUUUAGAAAACAAGAGGCGCUUAACAAAAAGUAUAUAUUUCAGGAAAUGCAUUACCGGUUGCUGAGGAGUGUGGGGACUCUUACACACACACACGAAGUUCCAGAGAGAAUUUAAGAUGACGGGAUUUCUGUCCCAAAUGGCUUGUUUGUAACAGUUUACUGGCUGUUUGGAUUUCUACACUACAGCUGCAUCUAUAUCCUCCUUCUCUCUCUUCCUUCUUCCGCGGCUAUGCACUGCACUGUCGAGGUAGAUCAGUUAGAACUGGUUUGUCUUUGGUAUUCUAUGUACAGAGGAGGAACUGGAUGUCAUGUUGACAACUGACUGUGUGAAAAUAAUGCUUCUAUGUUUGUGGUCUGUCUGCGUCUACAUCUAACUAUGCAUAUCCAAGUGAAUGGGAGCACUGUCUUUCUGUUACACGCACUCAAACUACACGCACUCAAACUACGCGCACUCAAACUACGCACACACAAACUACACACACACUCAGAGGAUAUAAAGAAAAUGUUAUUUAUAUGUAACGAUGUGUCUCGUCUUUGAGGUUCAGCAGUUGCAUUCACAGUUGAGUGACUUAAACAAGGCCAAACUUUAUUCAUUGUUAUUAUUUUAUUUAUAUUAGACUCUGGAGUGAAAAAGGAUGCCAUUCAAAAGAAGCAUUGAUUAUACCAUACAAACGCAAUUCAAAGGUUAACAAGGUCAGUAGGCAAGGAGGGUGUUCAAUGAAAUCUGACAUCACAUAUGUACAUAACAUCUUAUAGAGACCCCGGAAACCCACUGCUAUAUAGUUAUUAUUGCUAUUUACGGUAGGGCUACUGUAGCACCAGUGGCAGGAGUUUUAUUGCUAUGUGCCUACUGUCAUUGCAUGGGAUUUGUAGUUCUAACGGUCUCAUGGUUGGGAGUUGUAGUUCUCCAUUCAGCCUACAAAGAGGAGGUACUAUAGCCCUCUCUUGAAUUUUCUUUUUAAGAGCAAAGUUUCAUGAGGGGGUGGGCAACUCCAGUCCUUGGGGACUUGGCGCACAUUCUGCACCUGACUCCAAUAAUCGCCUAAUCAUGAUCAUUAGUUUAGAAUGCAAUUAGUUUAAUCACCACUCCGGCCCCAAGGACUGGAGUUGCCCAUCCCUGAUUUAUAUAAUGUCAUCAACAGUGAAAUGUAUAGUAUCAGAAGGUAAUACAUGGGAGAUACAGAAUUUUCACCUAUUAAAAAGUAAAUCAAAUAAAAAUUGCACGUUGAACACCAA
Messenger RNA from Salvelinus namaycush (lake trout), 2103 nucleotides. Its product is annotated as josephin-2-like. The transcript has 5 exons. The coding region runs from base 234 to 788 and encodes 184 amino acids. Gene Ontology annotation, biological process: protein deubiquitination. The record is from RefSeq and is a predicted model, not a curated record. Gene Ontology annotation, molecular function: cysteine-type deubiquitinase activity. Lineage: Eukaryota; Metazoa; Chordata; Actinopteri; Salmoniformes; Salmonidae.